UAGAAAAGUAUGGGUCCCACAUGUCAUUCUUAUUUGCUUUCUUCCUCAUCUCCUACUCCUAGCGGCCGCCGCAAGUCCCUCGCCGGCGCGGUGCUCCAACCUCCAAGCCUGCGAGACCUACGUCCUCACGUGCCUCGCUGAGGCCUCCCGUGCCGUGGUCGAGUUCACUGAAGCCCGAGGUCAUCUCAGAGCCGCGCAGCAAACUCCAGUAGCGAUACGAGCGCCGGCCGCCGGAACGGAUGGGGUGGAUCUGGCUGGUCUUCGCGGCGGGAUCCGUGCUCCUCUGGGCGAUCUCUCUGGGGAGGAUCCUCUCCUUCCCCGCGCCGACCUGCGUGCCCCCGAGCCCGCACUUCAUGCGCCCUCUUCGCGGCGGCAGGAGGAGCCGUAACGUGCUGCUGGUCGUCGCCCACCCCGACGACGAGUCCAUGUUCUUCGCUCCAACUAUUCUGUUCCUCAAGUCAAAGGGUCACACUAUUCACAUUCUGUGCAUGUCUCAAGGUAAUGCUGAUGGUCUUGGAAUUACUCGGAAAGAAGAAUUGUACCAUGCCUGCGACACUCUUAAGAUUCCACGUGAACAAGUUAAAGUCUUGGACCACCCGAAAUUGCAGGAUGGAUUUCAUGAGAAAUGGGACCAUGGGCUAUUAGCAGAACUUACCAUGGAGCAUAUCCAGCUGUGGGCCAUCGACACGAUCGUGACAUUUGAUUCAUAUGGAGUAUCAGGCCACCCAAACCACCAAGAUGUUCAUCACGGCAUAUGCAAGUUUCUUCAUGUGAACGGGCAAGGAAACAUUGAGGCUUGGGAACUUGCAAGCCUGAAUAUUCUUCGCAAGUAUAGUGGUCCGCUCGACAUUUGGUUAUCUUGGUUGAUCUCCUUCUCAAGUUCAAAGCAACCAAUCUAUACGCUGGUUAACAGUAGUCCAUCCAGAAGUUAUGAGGCUAUGGCGGCACACAGAAGUCAGUGGGUUUGGUUUAGAAGAUUGUUCAUCAUGUUCUCAAGUUAUACGUACAUUAAUGUGCUGCAGAAACUUUAGCAUGUGACGUCAUAUCAGAACAAGUAAAUAUUCAGCCAUACUUGCCUCCAAUGUUCCUCGUUCUGCACAAGCAACUAUAAAAGCAGAGCUUCUUCCGAAGAAAAAUAUUGGUGGCACCUCAGCAGGGACUUCAGAAACACAAUCGAGGAACGAGGAUGCGCAAGAAUUUAGGAAUGCAGGUGGUUCCUUUUCUUUUAUUGUCUGUAUCAAUUGUUUUCGUUGUCCGUUGUCCGUUGUCCAUAGUCAGUGCCCAUAUGGUGAUGAACUUUGAUC
Molecule: messenger RNA, 1304 nt
Organism: Panicum virgatum (switchgrass)
Lineage: Eukaryota; Viridiplantae; Streptophyta; Magnoliopsida; Poales; Poaceae
Product: N-acetylglucosaminyl-phosphatidylinositol de-N-acetylase-like
Exons: 9
Coding region: 240-1031 (263 amino acids)
Biological process (GO): GPI anchor biosynthetic process
Cellular component (GO): endoplasmic reticulum
Molecular function (GO): N-acetylglucosaminylphosphatidylinositol deacetylase activity
Source: RefSeq, a predicted model, not a curated record